AUGCCGAAACCGGUGGCCCUGCUGUUCGACGUGAAUGGCACCCUUUUCCCCGCAGACUCCGCGGCCAGCGCUUUCCGGGAGCUGGGGCUUCCCUCCAGCGCGGUAGAGGUCUGGUUCUCCCGCGUGCUGCGCGACGGCUUUGCGGCGCAGCUGGCCGGCUCCUUCCAGCCGUUCAGGCACUGGGCGGCGCACCAUCUGGCCUGCCUGCUGAGCGCCCACGGCAGCCCCUCCUCCAACCUGCCAGUCGAGCAGGCGCUGGCCAGGGUGCUGUCAGCCUGGUCCGCCGCCGACCUGUGGCCUGACGCCGGCACGGGGCUGCGCGCGCUGCACGCCUCGGGCCUGCGGCUGGCGGUGCUGACAAACGGCUCGGCCGACUCGAUCGCCAGGAGCGUGCUGCAAAAGGCAGGGCUGGAAGGCGUGUUCAGCUGCUUGCUGGACGUAGGCAUGGCAGGCGCCUGGAAGCCCGCGCCGCAGAGCUAUGCAUGGGCGGUGGAGCAGCUCGGGCUGGCGCCGGGGCAGGUCAUGAUGGUGGCCUCCCACCCCUGGGACAUCUACGGGGCGCUGCAGGCGGGGCUGCAGGCGGCGUACGUGCAGCGCGACAGGUGGGACGCCUACCCCGCGUUCCUGCCACAGCAGCCGCAGCUGGUGGCAAGCAGCUUUAACCAGCUGGCAGAGCAGCUGGCGGCGGCAUAG
Chlorella variabilis is the source of this 693-nucleotide messenger RNA. RefSeq lists its product as hypothetical. The coding region runs from base 1 to 693 and encodes 230 amino acids. The record is from RefSeq and is a predicted model, not a curated record. The transcript has 6 exons. Gene Ontology annotation, molecular function: hydrolase activity, acting on halide bonds, in C-halide compounds. NCBI's taxonomy places the organism in Eukaryota, Viridiplantae, Chlorophyta, Trebouxiophyceae, Chlorellales, Chlorellaceae.